Molecule: messenger RNA, 1828 nt
Organism: Phalaenopsis equestris
Lineage: Eukaryota; Viridiplantae; Streptophyta; Magnoliopsida; Asparagales; Orchidaceae
Product: choline/ethanolaminephosphotransferase 1-like
Exons: 20
Coding region: 357-1526 (389 amino acids)
Biological process (GO): phospholipid biosynthetic process
Cellular component (GO): membrane
Molecular function (GO): phosphotransferase activity, for other substituted phosphate groups
Source: RefSeq, a predicted model, not a curated record
UUCGGUACGCAGUCCGCACUAAAAAUUUUCCCCCGAUACCCUCGCAUGUCCGUCCCGCUCUCUCUGUUUUGUCUAAGUUUUGUCUAAAAAAACCAUUGCCUUCGUGACCGAACCCUCGCGCUGCAAUCGGGAACGCGGCUUUCAGAGACCCGAAACUCCCAUUUUUCUCCUCCUUCCGCAACUCUCCUACCCGAAACCCGCUACAAUCGGAUUUAGGUUAAAUUUUGCUCUAAAUCCGUUACCAGAGGCCCGAAGCCUCCAAAAUUUCGGCAACUCGCAUCAAAAUAGUUCCGCACUUCCGCGGAAGGCGGGGCACUAACCUAUCUUCGAGCCCCAGCUCCCAGCCCUAGUAGAAGAUGGGUUACAUUGGGCAACAUGGGAUCGCGGCGCUCCACAAAUAUAAGUAUAGCGGCGUUGACAAUUCUCUGGUUGCGAAGUAUAUAUUGCAACCAUUUUGGGGUCGGUUCGUCAAUAUAUUUCCGCUUUGGGUGCCACCAAACAUGAUAACACUUACAGGCUUUGUGUUUGUGCUCUUCUCAGCAUUUCUUGGCUAUGUAUAUUCUCCACAUUUAGAUACGGCACCCCCUCGUUGGGUUCACUUUGCUCAUGGGAUGCUUCUUUUCUUAUACCAGACAUUUGAUGCUGUUGACGGUAAACAAGCAAGGCGUACAAACUCCUCAAGCCCAUUAGGAGAACUUUUUGAUCAUGGAUGCGAUGCUCUUGCUUGUGCAUUUGAAACAUUAGCUUUUGGAAGUACUUCCAUGUGUGGAAGGACAACAUUCUGGUUUUGGGUAAUUGCAGUUGUCCCAUUUUAUUGUGCAACAUGGGAACACUUUUUUACCAAUACGCUUAUUCUACCUGUUGUUAAUGGGCCAACGGAAGGCCUUAUGCUGAUCUAUGUCUGCCAUUUUCUCACAUUUUUUAUGGGUGCUGAAUGGUGGGCACAAGACUUCAGGAAAUCACUUCCCUUUUUGAGUUGGAUACCAUUUCUGCCUGAGAUUCCUUUCUAUGACGUGGUGCUGUUUUUGAUGAUCGUUUUUGCUGUAAUUCCUACUGUUGGAUCAAAUGUUAGCAAUGUACAGAAGGUUGUUAAAGCUAGAAAAGGAAGCAUGUUGCUCGCAUUAGCAAUGCUCUUUCCAUUUACAUUGCUAUUAGCUGGUGUUCUUAUUUGGUGCUACCUUUCUCCUUCUGACGUAAUGGGAAAUUAUCCGCACUUGCUUAUCACUGGAACCGGCAUGGCAUUUGGAUACCUUGUGGGGAGAAUGAUUCUAGCGCACUUGUGUGAUGAGCCUAAAGGUUUGAAAACUGGGAUGUGCAUGUCAUUGCUCUUCCUUCCUCUCGCAAUAGCCAACGCGCUUACUGCCUGGCUUAAUGAUGGAACGCCUCUUAUUGACGAACUUGUCAUUCUCCUUAUGUAUUGUGCAUAUACUGCUGGGCUCUACUUUCAUUUCGCAACUUCAGUCAUCCAUGAAAUCACAACUGCGCUGGGCAUUUACUGCUUCAGGAUUACUAGGAAAGAAGCAUAAGAUCCUCAUGUUUGGUUAGUUUGUUUUCUCUUUUCAUGCAAUUUUCCUUAUUGGUGGUGAACUUGCAAGCAGCAUGAAAUCUGAAGAACUAUUCUCUCCUUUUUUUUGUGUUUUUGGUAAAUUUUCCAUCAUCGAAAUGAUUCAUUUUAUUUGUGUAAUUUUGAUCCAUUUCCUGAUCUCGGAAAAUAAAAAGAAACAUGACAAAUGUAUUGGUAGGAUUUUAAAUAUUUUUUCAUACGGAAUAUUUUGGAAUGCUGUAACAUAUCUUGUUUUUAGAAGGCAAUUCCUUUAGCUAUUGAAAA